GCAAUUAGCCAAGUGCUUGGAGAGUGAAACGUUCGUGAUGAAUAAAUGUGCUAUUAAGAAAUUAUAAAAAAAACCAUAAAAUUAAACAGCGACGACAAACACAACAACAACAAUAACCCUACGAACCAAUAAAAAAAUUAAUUGCAACAAAGUUGUAAUUAUCAGCGACAAAAACAAUAACGACAUUUUUGUUGCUGACAGCGCAAGGUGUUGUACCUGUAUAUAAGCGCUACUUACAACAAAAACAAGCAUCACGCACACAUAUGUGACACAUACAUACACAUAUACACACGUGUGUGGAAAUAUAGCAUCCUAGUGCUGAAGCGAUUGUGGGAAUUGUGAGCAUUCAACGCAUUAAUAUAUAGACUUCGUGUUUUUUUUGCAAUAACAGCAAUAUAUAUUAGCGAAAAUUACAACUAAAGCAACAACGGCGACAAUAAUAAAAACAACAACAACAACGACGACGUUGCGCAUUACAAACGACACAUUGCAGCAAGCGUAACGCACAACGAAAGUGAAAGCAAAACUAACUGCACAUUGAAAGCGCGACAAAAAAACCGACCAAACAGACAAAUACCGAGUUAAGCGUAAGCGGCUUAACGCAACAAAACGCUUCUUCUAACAUUGAAACUAAAAAGCCAAAACAUAUUAAAUACGCGCGCAUAAGGCGAACAAAAAAACAAUAAAAAUCUUAAUAAAUUUAUUGGCAGUGGAGUUAACAAUAACAGAAUAAAGAUAUGUUCGAGAAAAAACGCUUUGAUUCGAACGAAAUUACUAACAACUAAACGAGCGGCUUUCGAAAAGGUGUCACCAAAGCGCGGUUGCUGUACAUAAACCCAUGCCUACAUACAUACAUACAUAGACAAACAUUUAUAUUGGCCAAAUUUAGCAUAAGAAUAAGCACAUUCACCAUAAACGAGACAAGAAAAAAAAACAAAAACAACAAAAAUUAAGAAAAGACAACAAAAUUAAAAAAAAGACACAACAACAAAUAAAUAUAACAAAAAAAAACAAGAAAAAUUGACAAAAGCGCUACAAUUAAAAAAAAAUAUUCAAAGCAUCCAAAGAAUUUGUGGUGUUGACCGCAACGAACGACUUCACUCAAUCAACGACUCAACUCAAACGAAAAUACUCAACAGUCAGAGUAGGCACGAAACACACUCAAACGCCUCGAACAUUCGCACAGCAUCCAACACAAGCUUUGUCAUUGAAACGAGAGGCGCUUUAUGCUUUUUAUGCCGUUAUUGAUUUUCAUAUAGCCUCAGCAUACAUACAUACAUAUAUACAUAUUUGUACAGAUGUAUAACUGUAUGUGACAAACUUUGCUUUUGUUUAAUUGAAAAUUUUUAUAUUCAAAAAUCACAACAACAACAACGAAAAUAACAACAAAAUGAACUAUGAAAAGGCCAUCGGUGAAACGCUGCAGUACGAGAGCAACGGCAAAGGCAGCUACAACAACAACAACAAUACAAACAGCAUACAAGCCUUUUGGAAUGAUCAGAUAAUGGAGCGCUUCAUAAAGGCCAAUUUAUUUAUGAUUUGCUGCGUGGCGGCCGGCUUGCUACUGAUCGUCUAUUUGGGUGCGUUCUCGUGCGAAGUGUCUUGGAUAUUGGAAGCGCAUGGCGAUUUGCCGAUGUCAUCGUAUAUACUUUGCACACAAUUCUUCAUAGUUUUUGUGGCAACAACAAUACUCAUACAUGGACUGGUCACCGGUUUGCCGUGGGGCCUGUUCGCAUGGUCAGUCGUUAUUGGGCUACUUUCAAUACCGGAACUGAUAUUUGUCAUGAUUAUGACAACGCAGCACUGGGGCCUACAAUCGGUGCAUGGACUCACCGAGCUCAUUUCCUACCUCGUAAGACUGGUGAUAAAUUGCUUUGCGUUAAUUUGUGUGAUACCAACCGGUAUAAGAUGGCGUCGCGAGACACAGGUGCUGACACAACUGCAGGGCUUGGCCACACGCCUCCAGCUGCAGACGCCGCCGCCGAGCGUGCCGAUCGCGAAGGCCGACUCGCGACGCGCCAGCAAGCGGCGGCAGAGCGGCGCGUUCGAGAAUGCCGGCUACGAGGUGAGCGAACCGACCAAGAUCAAUAUGGUCGGCUCGCAGGCGCAAGGCCUGAACAUGUACAACAACAAUAAUCCGUUGUUUGGCUCACAAAACGAAUUCAAUGCGGCGAUCUUCAUGCCACAGUACAUGCAACAGUUCAACGGCCACGCUUACGGUCACGGCGGCAGCGGCGUGCAGAUGCGCAACGCCGGCAAUCGCGCCCAAUCGCUUAUGGAUCUGCGCUGCACGCUACCCGGCAUGUAUAAUCCGCGCUACGUGCUCGACACGGAGGACAAAAACGGCAAAUACUUCAACAUCACCAUUGACGACCUGAAGAACAGCAUACAGGACUCGAACAAGCACCAGCCACCGCCGUCGGUCAUCGGUUCGGUGAACGAUCCCAUCUACUGUUCGAUUGAGCCGAAGUUGCCCACACCGCCGCAGCAGCGUCAACGCACGCCAGAGAAGUCCGCGCAGGCGUCGUCGUCGUCGGGCAAGUUGACACGCAACUGCAUUUCGCUGGAGAAUUUGGAUGGCAUUACGAAGGUGCAAAACGAGUUGGCUGCCUAUGGCAACAAUCUGUUGCAGAACUACACACAACAACAACAAUACUACUUGGCCAUGCUGAGCGGUUAUUUAAAUAAUCCGGUGCACGGCACGGGCGUCUAUCGACGGCCGUCGAGCGGCUCGGCGGUGGGUCCUUUCUCGGGCACGGUGUUGGCGCAACCGCUGCCGCGGCGCAACUCACAGCAGCUGCAGUAUUAUGGCGGCUUCGACUAUGCGAACUACACGAAUCCCUACAUAACGGCGAACAGUAAACUGUCGCUCGGCAAUGAGUCCGACGAUUAUCGGAAAUAUCGCGAUGUGGCGCUGUAGGCGCCUAGCAGAUGUUUUGUAGGUUAUGUUUUAGGUGCUAGUGAAUGAGUCAAUGUUUACUUUAGUUUUUAGUUUGAUGUUAGGUUGUAUUGUUUUAAUAAAUAUUUAGGAUUAGUACGAAUAUAGACAUUUUUGGGCUAAAGCCACAUAAGCACUGAUUGACUAUACUUAUAUUGAGGUUAUGAUAAAAUAAUUUGAUUAAAUUAUAAUAAUCGACCCAAAUAAAUUGUACUUGUAUAAAUUA
Molecule: messenger RNA, 3164 nt
Organism: Bactrocera neohumeralis
Lineage: Eukaryota; Metazoa; Arthropoda; Insecta; Diptera; Tephritidae
Gene: Rcd6
Exons: 6
Coding region: 1391-2920 (509 amino acids)
Source: RefSeq, a predicted model, not a curated record